This is a messenger RNA of Oldenlandia corymbosa var. corymbosa, 489 nucleotides long. The record is from the annotation of a GenBank genome assembly. Lineage: Eukaryota; Viridiplantae; Streptophyta; Magnoliopsida; Gentianales; Rubiaceae.
AUGGCCGUGGCUGUGCUGUUGGCAUCUUCACUCUUUUUUCAUACAGCUUCAUUGACUGCAAAAGCACAAGAUCGAAAUCCAUGCUGCGAUAAGUGCGAGAUACUCUACCAAUCAUGUGACCGGAAUUGUCUAAACGAUUCCGGUUCAAGCAACUCAUCGUGCACGCUCAGUUGCGCGACAACAUUUGGGCGGUUGUGCACUGAGAGGUGUGGUGGCGGAUGUCAAGUUGCUCUGAAAGGACCAAGUCCGUGCGCAUUUACUGCGAGGAAAUCUUCAAGUCGUGUUACGGGGAUUUGGGAUGUGCGGUUUAUAAAUGCGGUAGGUAGUUGUGGCGGAGUGAAGAAAGGAUCAAGUCCGUGUUGCGAUAAUGGUGAGAAACCAUUCCAAUCGUGUAACCAGGGCUGUUUGCAGAAGACGCCGGCUGUGCAUCGCUGGGCAGUGCUGGCCAAAGUUAAAGCGAUGUGCAAACCGGAAAUGCGGUGGUUGUGA